AGAGGUCGGUGGCCUUUAAAUUUGUUGUUUUUGCGCGUAAGUUUUUGGAACAAUUUCCUGGACAGGAGACUUCCGAGAAUUGUUUUUGCUACGUCAAUUGAUUGAGUGGGAUGUGUCAGUGAUUGUGGGUUGAUGAUGAAUUGCGAGAAUGUGUUUUUGCGCAUGAAUUUCGAGUGAUGACAUCUCCGGGUAAUGUCAGGGUAUCGAUCGAUAGACUCCUUGCCACACAGAAUUGAUUGAUUUUGCUGGAGUAAAAAAAGGUGUUAGGAAGGUUGGUAUAGUGCAUAAGAGUGACUACUGGAAGAUUUUGAGAGAUGCCACUGGUGAGUAUCCUGAGGAAGGCUUCCAGCUAUGUUUUGGGUGGAGAUGAGGAGGAACAAAUUGAUGAGGGUGGUGCCUCAGCUGAAGACAAUGAAAUUAUGUUCUGCAAAAACAAUGUAUGUGUCCAUCCACCUGCUGUUGUGAGGAGUGAAUAUGAUGUACUGCAUCAUCCGGGAUAUUUAACAGUGGCCAGCAAGACAUUCAUUGAUCAGCACACAAAUGCAAAGAGGCAUACCUUACUCCUGACCUGGAUUCCCAAUUCCACUCUUCGAAAGUGUCCAGCUACAAUUGAGAAGGUCAGCCUGAGGGGUGAGAUUGAUGAGCAGGAACUGUGCAGGGAAUUGAGUCAAAUGAGUGAAUCCACGGUGACAUUCAACAGCAAGAAUCCCUUUGCCAGUGACCUGAUGAGUGUUAGCAAUGGCUACACCUCAGAUUACUCCGAAACGGUGAGUGUCAGCUCCAGCAGUGAUAAGAUGGAGAGGGAUUCUGUGCUGGAUUCAGAAAUGGACAAACCCGAAGGUGAACAGGAAACUGAGGAGUCAAAGAAAGCUGAAGGGGAGAUAAAAGAGUUGAUCAAUGAACUCCAACCACUUUUGGACAGUGCAGACCCCAAUUUGGCCAGUAUUCAGCUCAAGCCACCACCACCGCAGAUGACUUCGGUGAACAUCACAAUAGCUAAUCCGAGAAUUGAGAAUGUGGACAUCUCUCCGACUGAUGGAUUGAUAGAGAAUCCGCAGCUAGCAGCGAGAUUUGCCAGAUCAAUGAGUGAAGAAAGCAACAAUCCCCAUUGGAUGACACCAGAAAUGCUGGCUUUUAGGCACAAUCUUGCCUUUCCCGAGACUUCAGCCACAAACAGCCCGGUUAUUCAGCGUCGGACACCAAUAGUGCUCAAGUGUCGACGAUUCUCCGUCGAUCUCAGCCAGAUGCGCUCCCUUAGGCUCUUCUUCAGCGACACAGAGUGCACUUCGGGACAACUAGUGAUCGCUUCGAGGGAAUCUCAGUACAAGAUCCUCCAUUUUCAUCACGGUGGCCUGGAUCAUCUGGCACAAGUUCUCCAUCAGUGGCACAGUGUUCUGCACAACAUCCGCCUGGCCCAGGAGGAUCUCACCUGUCCCUAUCGGCAGUUCAUGGUAUGUCGUCCUGAAGUCCGUAAAUCCGAACUCCAUCCAGAGGAAGAGAAUGUCAGCAAAAUCACCACGGACUACUUCUACGGGACACUGCUGAACAAAAAGGGUCAGAUUGAGGAUGAUCUUCUGCUGAGAAAAUGUGUCUUUUUCGGUGGACUUGAGAAGAAGCUACGAAAGACAGUUUGGCCAUUCCUUCUGCAGUGCUAUUCCUUCUAUUCAACCUUCGAGGAUCGCGCAACUUUAGCUGAGAUCCGGAGGCAAGAAUAUGAGGAACUCACCAAACGACGUCUCUACUCAAUGUCUCCUGAGGAACAUGCUCAUUUCUGGAGGACUGUGCAGUGUGUGAUUGAGAAGGAUGUUGUACGCACAGACAGGGGCAAUCCCUUCUUCGCUGGCAACGAUAAUCCCAACAUUGAGAUAAUGAAGAACAUCCUGCUCAACUAUGCUUUCUACAAUCCCAAUCUUUCAUACACCCAGGGCAUGAGUGAUCUCCUGGCGCCAGUUCUCUGUGAAAUCAAAAAUGAAUCUGAGACUUUUUGGUGUUUCGUUGGACUAAUGCAACGAGCUGUCUUCGUCUGCCAGCCUUUGGACAAUGACAUCGACAGGAAUCUGAGCUACCUGAGGGAACUCAUCAGGAUCAUGAUUCCUCAGUUUCAUAGUCAUCUGCAGAAGUUUGCAGAUGCGACUGAGCUUCUAUUCUGCCAUCGAUGGAUACUCCUCUGUUUCAAGCGAGAAUUCACCGAAGCUGUGGCCAUUCGGAUGUGGGAGGCAUGUUGGUCAAAUUAUCUUACGGAUUACUUUCACUUAUUCCUCUGUCUUGCGAUUAUUGCUGUGUAUGCAGAUGAUGUGAUUGCCCAGAAUCUCCGGACGGAUGAGAUGCUUCUCUAUUUCAGCAGUUUGGCAAUGUACAUGGAUGGGCAGUUGAUUCUGCGAAAAGCUCGUGGAUUGCUGCAUCAAUUCAGGCAAUUGCCAAAGAUUCCAUGUACUCUGUCAACGCUGUGCAAACGCUGUGGUCCUGGAAUGUGGGAUUCUGGACAUCAUCCGGCUAUUGAAUGCAUUGGACACUUGGACAAUGAACACUGUGCUUUCGCUUUUGAUUAGAUACAGACACCAAACGCUUCUUCAGGUAUAUAUACUAUAUAAAAAAAAAAAGAGUUCACAAAGUGAUGGAAACACGCAUUAAUGUCUACUCUCUGUUGCUAUUUUAAAUUAAUAAAACUAUAUUUCAAUUGUC
This is a messenger RNA of Phlebotomus papatasi, 2682 nucleotides long. It is a transcript of the gene TBC1D16, whose product is annotated as TBC1 domain family member 16. Gene Ontology annotation, biological process: activation of GTPase activity. Gene Ontology annotation, molecular function: GTPase activator activity. The coding region runs from base 315 to 2549 and encodes 744 amino acids. Gene Ontology annotation, cellular component: early endosome. Lineage: Eukaryota; Metazoa; Arthropoda; Insecta; Diptera; Psychodidae. The transcript has 4 exons. The record is from RefSeq and is a predicted model, not a curated record.